Erythranthe guttata (spotted monkey flower) is the source of this 1677-nucleotide messenger RNA. RefSeq names its product AAA-ATPase At3g50940. NCBI's taxonomy places the organism in Eukaryota, Viridiplantae, Streptophyta, Magnoliopsida, Lamiales, Phrymaceae. The record is from RefSeq and is a predicted model, not a curated record. Gene Ontology annotation, molecular function: ATP binding; ATP hydrolysis activity.
GUCAACUUCCAACUGAAAAGUCAAAGGAAAAUUGCCCCCAAGGUUUGAAAAAUCAAGAGGAAUUUUCUUUCCCGCGUCUUUCUGGACUUAAUAUUCUUCUCAACAAAACUGUAUAAAUAAAAUACAAAUGAGUUCAUUUAUUUCACAAAACAAACAAAAAAUGCCUUCUUCAUCAGAAUCCAAUUUAGCCACCGCAAAGGCCAUACUCUCCGCCGUGGGCUCCAUCGCCGCCACGGCCAUGGUGGUGCGCAGUGUCGCUAGCGAUAUCCUCCCCCGCGAACUCCACAACCACAUUUUCUCAUUCAUCCAAAAUUUCUUCAGCCGAUUCUCCAACCAACUAACCCUCGUGAUCGACGAAUUCGACGGGAUAGUCAAAAACGAAAUCUACGAAUCCGCCGAAAUCUACCUCGGCCCGAAAACCGGCCCGAAAUCCCGCCGCCUCAAAAUCAGCAAGCCCGAAAAGGAAAAGCACUACAAAAUCACCACCGAACGCGACCAAGAAAUCGUGGACACGUUCAGCAACGAAAAAUUCAAGUGGAUUUCCUCCAGCAGCGUCAACGAAGCCAGAAAUUUCCACGAAGUCGGAAACCCGAUUUUUCGAUACGAAAACAAGUCAUUCGAGCUCACAUUCCACAAGAGAAACAAAGAUUUGGUCCUGAACUCGUACUUGCCCUACAUUAAAACCGUCGCGAAAAACAAGAAACAGGAGAAGAAAACCGUCAAGAUAUUAACCAUCGGAGAUUUAUACAGUUCCGACGGUUCAUGGACACCCGCGACACUCGAUCACCCGUCGACUUUCGAAACUCUGGCAAUGGAUUCCGAUAAAAAAGAGAUGAUCUUGGAGGAUCUCGAGAGGUUUGUUCGGAGGAAAGAUUAUUACAGGAAAGUGGGGAAGGCUUGGAAAAGAGGGUAUUUGCUGUAUGGUCCUCCGGGGACCGGAAAAUCGAGCUUGAUUGCUGCAAUGGCGAAUUAUUUGAAUUUCGAUAUUUAUGAUUUGGAGCUGAGUGAUUUGAGGAGUAAUAAUGAGUUGAAGAAAGUGCUUCUUAGCACAGCCAAUAAUUCUAUUUUGGUGGUUGAAGAUAUUGAUCGCACCAUUGAUUUCCAGAGUAGGCAACCCAAUGCAUCUGAUGAAAACCAGGUGACACUAUCGGGUUUAUUGAACUUUAUCGAUGGAUUAUGGUCAAGUUGUGGCGACGAGAGAAUCAUAAUAUUCACGACGAAUCACGUAGAAAAGCUGGAUCCAGCAUUGCUUCGCCCGGGUCGAAUGGACGUGCACAUAAACAUGUCGUAUUGCACCUUUUGUGGAUUCAAAUUAUUGGCAUCUAAUUAUCUUGGAAUCAAUAAUCAUAUUCUUUUCGAAAAAAUCGAGGGCUCGGUCGGAAUUGCUAAAGUCACACCGGCUGAAGUUGCCGAGCAGCUUCUCAAGAAUGACGAUCCUAAUGUUUCUCUUCGAGGGUUGAUUAAUUUUAUUCAUAACAAGAUUAAAGAAAAUGAAGAAGCUGAAGCUGAAGCUGUAAAGGCAAAAGCAGAAUCUGAUGAAAAGCUAAAAGUUGAAUCUGAAGUGGUUUAAGGCUUUUUUUGUUUUUUGAUAAUCUUAUUCAUAGUUCAUACGAAUUAAUCUGAACUGAAUUUUCAUCCUGCAAAAUCAAAUUAUUUUAUUGUUUUUUUUUUUUUGAA